Eublepharis macularius is the source of this 1785-nucleotide messenger RNA. Its product is annotated as glycerol-3-phosphate acyltransferase 3-like. The record is from RefSeq and is a predicted model, not a curated record. Gene Ontology annotation, biological process: triglyceride biosynthetic process. Lineage: Eukaryota; Metazoa; Chordata; Lepidosauria; Squamata; Eublepharidae. Bases 1 to 936 code for a protein of 311 amino acids. Gene Ontology annotation, cellular component: endoplasmic reticulum. Gene Ontology annotation, molecular function: glycerol-3-phosphate O-acyltransferase activity. The transcript has 9 exons.
AUGUCGUGCAACAUGUCAAAAUCACAUCCCGGCAACAACCUGGACCUGACAUCAGCUCAUCAGCUGAUGUUCCAACUUAGGUUCUGCUUAGGCAGCUGGGUCAUACGGCUGUCCGCCCGUCUCGGUUUGAAAGCUUCGUCAGCUGUUGUUCGGUACCAUAAUAAGGAAAAUAGACCCUUAAAUGGAGGCAUUUGUGUUGCUAACCAUACAACUCCACUGGAUAUUGUCCCCUUGCUGUCUAAUGAACACUACUCUUUGGUUGGUCAGAUGCAUGGAGGAAUAAUAGGAUUUUUUCUGAGUAUGGGUAUGAAGACAACUCGACAUAUUUUGUUUGAGCGCUCUGAAAUGAAACAUCGUUGUGCUGUUAGAAAAAGAUUAACAGAGCACACCUCUGAUAAGACUAAUGCCCCAAUUUUAAUUUUUCCAGAAGGUACUUGUGUCAACAACACCUCUGUAAUGAUGUUCAAGAAGGGAACUUUUGAAGUAGAAACAACCAUCUAUCCAGUGGCAAUAAAGUAUGAUUUCUUAUUCUCGGAUGCUUACUGGAACAGCAGUAAAUACAACAUUACAAAAUAUGGGAUUCGACUUGGAACUAGCUGGGCCUUUGUAUGUGAUGUGUGGUACUUGCCACCAAUGCGCAAAAAGGAAAAUGAAGAUGCAGUCCAAUUUGCCAACAGAGUAAAAUCUGCCAUUGCUGCUCAAGCGGGCUUGAUGUCACUUCCUUGGGACGGAGGCCUAAAAAGACAAAAAGUCAAAGAUUCUUUGAAAAAGCAGCAGCAGGAAGAAUAUUGCAGGAUAAUAGUGGGGAAAGAAUCCCACGAGCAUUCUGAAUGGCUGCGAACAGAUCAAAAUGAAGCUGAUAAGUCCAGUGUUUGGGACCCAGCUGCGCCUGCCCAAAGAACCUGGUUUCCUUCUGCUGAGAGCCACCAGAUCUGAAGGUUGUUCCUAACUGCUAGGGACUGGAUUUCUUCCCCCGAAGAACAUUAAUAACAACUGCACUUAUAUACCGCUCUUCUAGAGAGAUUAGUGACCCAUUAGUGCUCCGAUAAGAGCAGCAAAGAAGAUUAGUGUUAUUAUUAACCCCACAAUACUGUUGGGCAACUGGGGCUGAGAGGCAUGGCUUAUCCAAGGCUACCUGCUAAGCUCAUGGCAGUAGUGGGAUCUGAACCAGCAGAGUGUUGACUUGUAGGCCAACUACGAAACCACUAUGGUACAACAGCCACAUCAGUAGCAGUGAUGGAAUCAACAGGAGGAGGAGAAGACAGGAGAUGAAUGUUGGCAAAGCGCGGCUGCAAGUAAUUUGCCUUUGUUUUGGUUGGGGAUCUAAGGGCUUGGGUCAGAGGCAUCACAAAAAGAUGGACAAUGGUCACACGUCAUUUAAUUAACAAAAUGUAAAGGGAUCGCUUAGCUUCUAAGAUUUUUUCCCCUUUAAAUAGUUGACCUUACAUGCAAAAGUCUCCCCCUAAAUCAGUCUUUCAAAAAUUGCAAUAUAGAAGAUAGACCAGCCAUUUUAGGGGCAAAAUGUAUGUGUCUUGGGAAUCUUGAUCCUUAGACAUGUAACUGAGCUGUAAAAAGCAGCAGUGUGCACGUGUGUUGGGCUGGGGGUGGUCCUGAUAUGGAUCAGGGCCGGGCGACAGUGCUGGAAAUGGAACAGUUUUAACAUUUCCCAUCAUUCUAUAUCCCUGUCAAAAGAGCAUCUUCUGACUGUGGGAGAUCUGACAAAAUUUGGGGACCUGUCUUUCCCCCCCCCUAGUGCUUAAAGCAGCUCCGUGUGUGUCUGUAAGA